AUGGCUAACUACUACCAAGUGCUGGGCGUGCAGGCCGGCGCCUCCCCGGAGGACAUCAAGAAGGCCUACCGCAGGCUGGCCCUGCGCUGGCACCCCGACAAGAACCCCGACAACAAGGAGGAGGCCGAGAAGAGGUUCAAGCAGGUGUCCGAGGCCUACGAGGUCCUGUCCGACUCCAAGAAGCGCUCGCUGUACGACCGCGCGGGCUGCGGCAGCUGGCGGGCCGGCGGCCCCUGCAGCAGCCCCUUCCACAGCGGCUACACCUUCCGCAACCCCGAGGACAUCUUCCGCGAGUUCUUCGGGGGCCUCGACCCCUUCUCCUUUGACUCCUGGGACACCCCGUUGGGCAGCGAGCGCGCAGGUUGGGGCCCCGGGCUGCGCGGGGCCUUCGCGGCCGGCUUCGGCGAGUUCCCGGCCUUCGUGGAGGCCUUCUCGGCCCUCGACACCCUGCGCCGCGGCGCCACCCGCGCCGCCUUCUCGUCCGCGGCCUUUGCCGGCGCCGGCGCGGGCAGCUCGGGCUUCAAGGCGGUGACGUCGUCCACCGAGGUGGUCAACGGACACCAGGUCACCACCAAGCGCGUCGUGGAGAACGGGCGGGAGCGCGUGGAGGUGGAGGAGGACGGGCAGCUCAGGUCGGUGACCAUCGACGGCAAGGAGCAGCUCACACGGGGCGACAGCAUAGCCCGGCCACACCGGCCUCCCCUCCGUGCCCCCGGCACCAAGUGCCCCUUGGCCUCCGGGCCUUUGCACAGCCGUGCCCCCGGGGAGGCGGGGCCUGCGCCCCCCUCGAGCCUUGCUGUGGCCCCAGCGUCCAGAGCAGUGCCCGGCAGCAAGGGGCAGGGCACAGAGCUGUUGGAGGAGAGGAUGUUUUUGAGUGGGAACACAGCGGGCGACCUGCUGCACCUCCAGGUGCAGGCCUCCCGGGUCCGGCCUCCUGGCGCCCCCGGGACAGGCCAGCAGCUGGAGGUCCCUUAA
Molecule: messenger RNA, 975 nt
Organism: Hippopotamus amphibius kiboko
Lineage: Eukaryota; Metazoa; Chordata; Mammalia; Artiodactyla; Hippopotamidae
Gene: DNAJB8
Product: DnaJ heat shock protein family (Hsp40) member B8
Exons: 3
Coding region: 1-975 (324 amino acids)
Biological process (GO): protein refolding; positive regulation of proteasomal ubiquitin-dependent protein catabolic process
Cellular component (GO): cytosol; endoplasmic reticulum membrane
Molecular function (GO): ATPase activator activity; Hsp70 protein binding
Source: RefSeq, a predicted model, not a curated record